CAAUUUUGGGUAAAAUUGUGGAGCGGGAGCAAAAUGAGGACUGGGUUCGUUUCUCGCUGAACGUUCAGAGCAUAUACAAGCGAGCGCGGGAUUCCCGGCUCAAGCGCGGAGAGACGCAGCUCUGGGUUCACGUCAAGGACCUUGCUUGCAAGUGCCCCAAAAUCAAGCAAAACAAGUUGUACUUGAUCCUGGGGAAGGAGGAAGAGGGCUGGAAGAGCCAUCCAGGGCUCACGAUGACGGAGCGCGCUAUCGUCAUAGAGUGGAAGGACGAAUGGCACAACCGGAUGAAGAGAUUCCAGAAGCGGGCUGCGCAGUGCGGCUAAUUCCAACGACCAUCAACAUCUCUCCAGAUCCCUCUCUCGAACAUCUCACGUCAUUGAUAGCAGGGCUGAAAUGAAACCCAAAUCGCCGUGGAUACCUGCUCAUGUCUUCUCCGGAAAGAUUCUGCGCAUGCCCAAUGUUAUUUACAUAAAGUUUUGUGACGUAGUUGUUUAAGUGUUAAUGGUUCCCCUUAAACUAUUUCUUGGUAGACCUCUGUGCGAAUCCAACUUAAAGCUCUGCUGUAGGGAAUUUUUGUGCCAUAAUUUCUGUCUUACGUAAACACUUCUCACUUCCUUACGGUCCUGGUCUUAGAAACUCUGUAAAUCUUCCCCGAUACUUGGGUCGCGUCUGUCGUUUUAAGUACAUCUCGCAAGAGAACCGGAUAAAUAUCUUAACCAGCGCUAUUUAUUCUGAAGAUAAAAACUCCUCUUUAAUUUGAUUUGAUCAAAUUGUUACGGAGCAUUUUCCGACUGAUGCCUUGCAUCAGUUUUAAAAUUUAAAAAGAUUAAAUGAUCGAUGGUGAAAGUACUACAUGAAUAUAAGAUUCGGCGAAUCAACGCACGAGCUAACAGUCAUUUUUCGUUCAACGUGACGCGACCCAAUUUUAAGACUUUGUUAUGACCUUUGUACAGUUGAAUCUCUGCUACUUUAAUACCCGGCUCCAAUAUUUUUUUCCAUAUUAUUAUUUAAGAGCUGGAGAAAAGAAAUGAAGCCGUCACUUUGCGGCAAAAUUUCAGUUGAUAAUGAACGCACAGACAUUCGGGUACCUUGCAUAAUUUAAUUUACCUACCCACUUUUGAGCUCUGUGUAUCAGACAUCCGGCGAUAUGCUACUCCUAAAUACCCAGUGGAUUUUGCAUGCAGCUGUUGUGUUGUUCAAGAAUUCGAACAAUUUUUAUAUUACUGAUCUAAAUACUACAUAACUAAAAACUGCCCUCAACUUUUUCUAGAUGUUUGUAAACCCCUCCUCAUUCUUUUUAAGUACUUUCUUAAUUUUUUUAUCGAAUUGUGAAAUAAUGUAAUGUAAAAUGAGACAGUGACAUAACGUGCUGAUCAUACGGCUGAGAACUUGUUUAUUUUACGGAAAUUGUACCCAGGAGAUUUCUGCCGCUAAGAAUCCAGCAGAAGGGGUACGCAUUUCUGUGCGUUACAGUAAAGUCACUGUUGGCCCAUCCAAACUUUACUUUUUCCAAUGAAACUGAGUUGCGGAUGAUACUCGUGCUAUGAAUGAACUAAAUAAUUAAUAUUUUUUUUAGAAAUUCUCAGCUGAAAGGUGUCAAGUGUGUGUCGGAAGUGUAAAAUUCUGAAAUGAUCUCAUGCUAAUCUGUCCCCUGAGGACGAAAAAAUAUCUACACCGUAAGCAACGGAUCAGCUUUAGAACUUGAAAGCACAAGAUGAGUGUAAGCAUGGGCGGAACUAGGAAAUGUUCGUGGGGGAGGGGUAAAAGGACGGCAGAAGGAGGGCACAAGGGGUGUCUAGCGGGCACAAAAUACACUUCAAUAAGGGGGUCUGCAGGACUCCCGUGGAGCGUGGAGAAUUUUUCUAGCUUUAAAGGGGGUACGGAGGGCCUUCCCUAGAAAAUUUUGAAAAAUUGAGUCGUCUGAGGUGCAAAUUUUAGCUGAACUCAUGUCACCGAAAAUUCGAUCCAGUUUCGAUUUCCGAGAUGAAAUUGUCACGUCCUUUUUCUGCCGUGCUAAGGAAAAACGCCGUAUGAACAUACGAGAGUUGUCAAAUUUCCCC
Messenger RNA from Bemisia tabaci, 2060 nucleotides. The record is from RefSeq and is a predicted model, not a curated record. NCBI's taxonomy places the organism in Eukaryota, Metazoa, Arthropoda, Insecta, Hemiptera, Aleyrodidae.